Molecule: messenger RNA, 3741 nt
Organism: Cydia fagiglandana
Lineage: Eukaryota; Metazoa; Arthropoda; Insecta; Lepidoptera; Tortricidae
Product: pyruvate dehydrogenase phosphatase regulatory subunit, mitochondrial
Exons: 17
Coding region: 156-2858 (900 amino acids)
Cellular component (GO): mitochondrial matrix; cytoplasm; mitochondrion
Molecular function (GO): oxidoreductase activity; protein binding
Source: RefSeq, a predicted model, not a curated record
UCUGACAACACAGUUACCCAAUUGUCAAAACAAAAUGUCUUUUUCUUCGUGUUGAUUCUUCCCUGAAUAUUAUUUUUAGACAUUUUACGUUUUAUCCAAUGCAGUUUUUCCGGAAAGAUCUUUUCAUUUUCAUUUUGAGGUGAUAACCGGUGAAAAUGUUGAUAAGGCGGGUGCACAGGCGCGACGUUUCGCGGUGCAUAAGCCUAUUCGGCGCGGGGCACCGUCAGUUUUCGAGUCGCUUAGAUGCCCUGAAUCAUGAAGAGAAGCUGGACGGGUGCCUGGAGAAGUUGCCGUCGGAGGCGAAGGUGGUGAUAUGCGGCGGGGGUGUGAUGGGGGCGGCGGUGGCGUACCACCUGGCGAAAAGAGGCUGGGGCGACAAGACUAUACUUAUCGAGAAAGAGAAGGUCGGUGCCGGCAGCCGCUGGCACUCCUCAGGGCUCAUCGGGGCUUUCAAACCGUCCCUCGCCCAGGUCAAGCUGGCGCAGUCCUCUAUCAAACUCCUCGAGGAGUUGGAGACGGCUGGACAGAUCACGGGGUGGAAGCAGUGCGGGUCCCUGCUGCUGGCGAGGAAUAGGGAUCGUAUGACCGUGUAUAGAAGGAUGAAGAGCCAGUCUGUUUCAUGGGGCAUCCCUUGCGAGCUAGUCUCCUCCGCUCGCUGCCGGGAGCUCUGCCCCCUCCUGAACGUAGAAGACAUCUUGGGCGGCCUGUGGAUACCUGGCGACGGUGUAGCUGACCCUCAUCUAGUUUGCAUGGCGCUUAUGAGAGAGGCUGUGGCCAAAGGUGUCGGCGUAAUGGAGAACUGCUCCUUAACCGCCGUGCACUCUAAGGACGACCGAGUGGCGGGCGUGGAAACCAGCCACGGGUCCAUACAGUGCCAACACUUUGUCAACUGCGCGGGCUUCUGGGCGAGGCAGGUGGGACAGCUAGCGAAGCCCCAAGUGAAGGUGCCUCUGCUGCCUUGCGAGCAUUACUACCUGCACACGAAACCCAUUGACGGACUCGACCCCAUGACGCCAGUGGUACGAGACCCGGACGGGUACAUAUAUAUGCGGGAGAGGGACGGCUGUAUCCUGGCGGGCGGAUUUGAACCUGUCGCCAAGCCUGUAAACGAGGAGGAAAUCGACACGGCGGCCCAGAGAUGCGUCCAAGAAGACUGGGACCACUUCCACGUGUUGCUGCAACAGCUGCUGCGUCGCGCGCCGAGCCUCGCCCAAGCGCAGCUGCACAAACUGUGCAACGGGCUGGAAGCCUUCUCCCCGGACUGCAAGUGGAUAGUGGGCGAGGCGCCUGAGAUGUUCAAUUAUCACGUAGCGGCCGGCAUGAAGACCGUAGGCAUAUCAGCGGCCGGCGGCGUAGCCGAGGCGACCGUAGAGCAGCUCACGGACGGCUACACGCGCUACGACAUGCACGAGCUCGACAUCAACCGGUUCCUGGGUCUGCACAACAACAAGCGCUUCCUGAGGGACCGGAUCAAAGAGGUGCCUGGGGUCCACUACGGCUUACCGUACCCGUUCCACGAGUUUCAAACCGGUCGAAAUCUGCGCAUGUCCCCCAUAUACCCCACACUACGAGACAACGGCGCCGUGUUCGGCCAGGUCAUGGGCUACGAGCGGCCCGCGUGGUUCGAGCCCGUCGAAAAAUCACCCGACGACACGCUAAAACCUCGUCCGUUCAAGAUCGCCUACACGAUGACGUUCGGCAAGCCGCACUGGUUCGACACAGUGCAGCGCGAGUAUUGGGCCUGCAGGGAGGCCGUGGGCCUCGCGGAUUACUCCUCAUUCACGAAGAUAGACCUGCAGUCGAAAGGGCGCGAGGUCGUCGACCUGCUCCAAUACCUGUGCUCCAACGACGUGGACGUGCCCGUCGGCUCCAUCAUACACACGGGCAUGCAGAACGAGAGGGGCGGGUACGAGAACGACUGCAGCCUAGCCAGGAUAUCGGACAACCACUACAUGAUGAUAGCCCCGACAAUCCAACAAACCCGGUGCAAGGUGUGGAUAAAGCGUCACCUGCCGCGCGACGGCUCCGUGACGCUCUCCGACGUGACGCCGAUGUACACCGCCAUCUGCGUCAUGGGGCCCUUCACCAGGAACCUCAUGUCCGAGCUCACCGACACCGAUCUCUCGCCAAGCAACUUCCCCUUCUUCACGUUUAAGGAGUUGGACGUGGGUCUGGCGAACGGCAUUAGAGCCAUGAAUCUCACUCACACCGGCGAGCUGGGCUACGUCCUCUACAUACCUAACGAGUUCGCGCUGCACGUGUACCAGCGCAUCAUGGCGGCCGGGGCCAAGUAUGGCAUCAGCCACGUGGGGUACUACGCGUCGCGCGCGCUCCGCGUGGAGAAGUUCUUCGCGUUCUGGGGCCAGGACCUGGACACCACCACCACGCCACUAGAGUGCGGGAGGACUUGGCGCGUCAAGUUCCAGAAAGACAUCCCGUUCAUCGGUCGCGCGGCGCUCGAGCGCCAACGGUCGGAAGGCAUCCGCCGGCAAUACGUGCAGCUGCUCCUGACGGAUCACGAGCACGAGCUGGACCCGUGGUGCUGGGGCGGCGAGCCCAUCUACCGCGACGGCGCGCAGUGCGGCUCCACCACCACCACCAGCCACGGGUUCACCUUCAAGAAACAGGUGUGUCUCGGCUUCGUCCAGAAUCUGGACGAAAAUGGCGUCGCGCAACGCGUCACCAACGACUACGUGCUCAGCGGACAUUACGAAGUUGACAUAGCCGGGAUCAGAUACGCAGCGAAAGUGAAUCUGCAUUCGCCCAACUUGCCGACCAAGUACCCGGAUAAAGAGCGGGACGUGUACCAGGCGACCAGGAAACACGACCAGCACCUGGGCAGGCACUACCAGCCCUAGUUUUCCAAAAUAUGCUGUUAAAACUUUAUAAAACUUUCCCGAGAAUUGUACUUUUAACACAUUCACUGCCCCCGAUGCACAUGUGCGUCCACCGUCUUACAAGUUUGUUCCUAGGCCACGCCCCCUGGCAGUGAAUGCGUUAAAAAGGUAAGCAAGGCUUGGAACCGGUUUUUUCUUCAUAAAAUAAAUACCGGUAUUAUUACGUUCUUUUUCGUUCUUUGGGGUUUUAUUUCAAUUUUAAUAGAACAAUGUAAUAAUACGAAGUUGUUACCUAAAUACAUGAUUUAGUCCUAUGUAAAGAGAAUAAAAUAUUUAAAAAUAUCGGGCCGUAUCGGGGUUUAGAAAAAAAACCGGUACUAAGCUUUGAAGGUAGGUUCCUUUAGAUUCGCGUAGGACGUGAGAAAAUUAAGCUUCCGUGUUAAGGUUGUUUAGUAAUUUGAAAACUUUCGGUAUUUAAAGUUAGUAUUUGUACAUAAUGUACAUGGCUGUCGAGUUUAAUACCUAAAAGCGGAGAAGGCUAGAGUCCGACCAAGACAACUCUGCAUGGCUUUGCAAUGACAUUUAGCUAAUAAUCGUUUGUCCUCAUCUGUCAUUUUGACUUAUGUAUUUGUAAGAAAGGGAUAAAACAUAAUUUAACUAAAUCAGGCUCGUACAGUUUUAUGAAUAAGGGGAUUCUAAUGUAUAUAAUCAUUCUUUGAUAUGUAUAUUAUCAUUAUAAUAGAAUUAUAUAAAUAUAAAUAAUAUAUAAAUGACGCCAAGCGUCAAUCUUGCCUUAUUAUGGACUAGCUCAAUUUUUGAAUUGUAUUAUUAGUUGAAAUUAAGCAAUAAUAAGCCAAUUAUGAGUAGGUAAGUGUCAAUUUUAUAAGUGAUUCUGAUUAAUAAA